CGCUUGCUUCCCCGGAUUGGAAUCGUUCCAACCCCCACGGCUGCGGCGCCACGUCUCCCCCCUCGCCUCCAGACCCGUCGGUCUCACUGCACCAUUCCCUCCCUCCCGAUCGCCACUGCUCCAUCCCUCCCGGCCUGGUCCGGUCAAAAGCAAACCCCUUAGUGCACGGGGCAGCUUCCUUCGUUGUUGCGCCCGGCUCCCUCCCCUCCCGCAAAAGCCUCGCAUCACCUUUUCUUGUCCUGAAGCCACCCAAACCGCACGGAAAGGGUGCGACCCUCAUCUGCUCGGUCGCGCAGAACCCAUUCGAUCGUCUCCCGGCCGGCCUUGGCCUUGUUCAUCUCGACUCCUUGGUCGAUCGGCAAUGGCGACGAGGCUGCGGCCGCCGGCCUGGUGCUGCGCGCUGCUGGCGCUGGCGCUCGUGCUGGGGGACCCGGCAGCGGCGCGGUUCGUCGUCGAGAAGAACAGCCUGCGGGUGACCUCCCCCGCCGCGCUCCGGGGCGUCUACGAGUGCGCCAUCGGCAACUUCGGCAUGCCGCAGUACGGGGGCACCAUGCACGGCGUCGUCGUCUACCCCAAGGCCAACGGAAAGGCCUGCAAGCACUUCGCCGACUUCGACCUCUCCUUCAAGCCCAAGCCCGGCGGCCUGCCCGUCUUCCUGCUCGUCGAUCGCGGAGACUGCUACUUCACAACCAAGGGAUGGAAUGCACAAAAUGCUGGAGCUGCUGCAGUUCUUGUUGCUGACGAUAAAGUGGAGCCUUUGAUCACAAUGGACUCUCCGGAAUCUAGUGGUACAGAGCACAUGGAGAACAUUACUAUUCCUUCAGCACUUGUGACAGAGAGAUUUGGCGAUGACCUUAGGAAAGCGCUGCAAAAUGGAGACAUGGUUAAUGUCCUUCUCGACUGGAGAGAAUCCUUGCCCCAUCCCGAUGAGCGUGUGGAGUAUGAAUUGUGGACAAACAGCAAUGAUGAAUGUGGUGCUAAAUGUGACAUGCAAAUGAACUUCGUGAGGAGUUUCAGAGGAAUAGCUCAAGCCCUUGAGAAAAGGGGCUACACCCAGUUCACCCCUCAUUAUAUUACAUGGUAUUGUCCAGAAGCUUUUAUCCUGAGCAAGCAGUGCAAAUCACAGUGUAUCAACCAUGGGAGAUACUGUGCACCAGAUCCAGAGCAGGAUUUCAGCAUUGGAUAUGACGGCAAAGAUGUUGUGCUUCAGAACCUGAUUCAAAUUUGUGUAUUCAAAGUUGCCAAUGAAAGUCGCAAGCCGUGGAUGUGGUGGGAUUAUGUGCACGACUUUGCUGUUAGGUGCCCAAUGAAGGAGAAGAAAUACACUCGUGAAUGUGCUAAUGAUGUUAUAAAGUCACUUGGAUUGGAAUUUGAGAAGGUCAACAAGUGCAUUGGAGAUCCUGAAGCUGAUAAAGAAAAUCCAGUCCUUAAAGCAGAACAGGAUGCUCAAAUUGGUCAUGGUUCUCGCGGCGAUGUCACUAUACUGCCUACCCUUGUCGUUAAUAACAGACAAUACAGAGGUAAGCUGGAAAAAAGUUCUGUGCUAAAAGCAGUAUGCUCGGGGUUUGAGGAGACAACUGAACCUGAUAUCUGCUUGCGCGAAGAUAUUGAGACAAAUGAAUGUUUGGAGCACAAUGGAGGUUGCUGGUUAGACAAGGCUACCAAUGUUUCUGCGUGCAAGGAUACCUUCCGUGGUCGUGUUUGCGAAUGCCCUGUUGUCAAUGGCGUAAAGUUUGUUGGUGAUGGGUACACCCACUGUGAAGCUUCCGGCCUCGGUAGGUGCCAAAUCAACAAUGGGGGCUGCUGGAAUGAGACUAGGAACGGAAAGACCGUCUCAGCCUGCUCAAAUGAAGAAGCUAAAGGCUGCAAAUGUCCGACAGGUUUCAAGGGUGAUGGAGUGAACAGUUGCGAAGAUGUCGAUGAAUGCAAGGAGAACCUUUUCUGCAAGUGUAAGAAUUGCGCUUGUGAGAAUACAUGGGGAAGCUACGAGUGCAGCUGUGGCGGCAGCAAUAUGCUGUACAUCAGAGAACAUGAUACUUGUAUCAGCAAACAUUCUACCUCGUCAGUGGGCUGGGGCUUCCUAUGGGUUAUUUUCUUUGGCCUUGCCUUGGCUGGAGCAGGAGCAUAUGCCGUGUACAAAUAUAGGCUACGGAGCUACAUGGAUUCGGAGAUCCGGGCGAUCAUGGCCCAGUACAUGCCCCUGGAGAGCCAAGAAAUGCCGAACCAACACCGCCCGGUGGAGCACGCAGACAUCUGAAACAGCAAAGCUUAUAUGAAGGAAGCAUAAGGGCUAGCAACAUCGCGUCGGUGGUCGUCGUCCACCUCCACAGAGAAGUCGGCUCGGAGCGGCCCUUUGUGUGCAGAAUAUUGAUCGAUUCUCCGUAUAGCCUGUGAUUCUGGAAGGCAGGACACUCUCCCUUUUUCUGUUCCUGAAGAUUACAGUUACAGAGCAGAUUAGGUUCUCUCACUGCAGUUUAGAAUUAAUUCAUUGCUAGUCACCUCUCUUCUGCAUUCCACAGUAAAUGUUGCCAUUCUGUAAAUACUGUCGUUCAGACUUGGGACACAUGGACAGUUAGUGUUUUGAUCGCCUGAAUAAACGGCCCAGAAAUAGCACACGAGCCUACUA
This is a messenger RNA of Panicum hallii, 2626 nucleotides long. RefSeq names its product vacuolar-sorting receptor 1-like. The record is from RefSeq and is a predicted model, not a curated record. Gene Ontology annotation, molecular function: calcium ion binding. The transcript has 12 exons. The coding region runs from base 362 to 2257 and encodes 631 amino acids. Lineage: Eukaryota; Viridiplantae; Streptophyta; Magnoliopsida; Poales; Poaceae.